AUGGACGACUAUGUCAAGAACAUGUUGGAAAAGGAUUCAAAGCAGGAAACACCAGCUGGUAACGAUUUACUGGAAGCUGGUAAAGGAAAGUUACUCAAUGCUGAGUACCGUCAAAUCGCUCGUUUGGGCAUUCAUUCAACGAUUACUAUUCUUGCCUCGAGAGUUCGAGAACCUACAGAGUCUGAUUGGAAGAAGUGUGUUCGCAUGAUGCGAUAUUUGUUUUGUACAUUGUUGUAUCACCUGACACUUUCCGCAGAAUCACUACGAGUCAUGAAAUGGAUGAUCGACGCAUCAUUUGCGGUGCAUCCAGAUUUCAAGAGCCAUACUGGCGGCACUCUGUCCUUUGGAGGAGGUGCAGCUCAAGUGAUGUCAAAGAAACAAAAGCAGUACGGAAGCGGAACUAAUUGCUGUUGA
Molecule: messenger RNA, 414 nt
Organism: Cylindrotheca closterium
Lineage: Eukaryota; Bacillariophyta; Bacillariophyceae; Bacillariales; Bacillariaceae
Source: the annotation of a GenBank genome assembly